AUGUCGGAUUGCAUUGAGGCAGCACUUCCCGAAUCGCCCCAAGAUGUGGGCGAUUUGCCUCCUACCACGACAUCUAUCGACACUACGACUAACACGAUUUGCUUCAAUACGAGUGAGAUGCCUCCAUCUCACAUAGUGGCAUUGGACCAGUUAAUACAGUUGCAAUGCAAUAAAUUAGAGAAGCAGCUGGUCGCUUUGAAGGUCAAGCGCCAGCUGCUACACAUGGGCGAGGGGGUUGUGUUGUCAGUGAAUGAUCUGGUUUCCGAUGUAUCUGAGGAUUCCAGCAAAGAACUUUUAAGUUCCCUGGAGGCGGCUUCGGUUGUUGAUACCGACAUCGAUGACCGCUUUAAAUAUUUUCGAUCUCAGACUGUAGGGGUUGGUCAUACUGAGGACAUUUCCGAGAUCAUCAACGCUAUGAACAUGCGUAACAGCUCUUCGAAUGAGAGCGAUGAUUUUAUGCGCCGAGUACAAUUCACGGCCGUUGAGGAGCCAGCGAACAGUCGUGUUCCUAUUUCGCGUCGCUGCAUAACCCUCCCCGACAGUCACGGCCCGGUCACUGCCAGUGAGUUGGCGUUGCUACAAAUUGACAUGUGUUCAGCGGGGGAUGUACAGUUGAUGUUGCAUAUACAGGGCAAGUGCAAGCCAUGCGCAUUUUAUUACAAUAAGAACAAGGGCUGCCGGAAUGGCAGUUCGUGUGUCUUUUGCCAUCACGAGGACCACUGUUUCUUCACUCUGAAGCGUUGGAAGAAGCAGCAGAGGCAGUUUUCGCAGAGCCGUAGCCUCAGCAGGGAGAUUAUGGGAGCAGCGCUAAACCCCAACCCCAAGCCUGAGCCUCAACAUCCGAACUGCACCUAA
Babesia bigemina is the source of this 855-nucleotide messenger RNA. RefSeq lists its product as hypothetical. Bases 1 to 855 code for a protein of 284 amino acids. Gene Ontology annotation, molecular function: metal ion binding. NCBI's taxonomy places the organism in Eukaryota, Apicomplexa, Aconoidasida, Piroplasmida, Babesiidae. The record is from RefSeq and is a predicted model, not a curated record. The transcript has 3 exons.